Hippocampus comes (tiger tail seahorse) is the source of this 4315-nucleotide messenger RNA. RefSeq names its product cyclin F (gene ccnf). Bases 265 to 2628 code for a protein of 787 amino acids. Gene Ontology annotation, molecular function: protein binding. NCBI's taxonomy places the organism in Eukaryota, Metazoa, Chordata, Actinopteri, Syngnathiformes, Syngnathidae. The transcript has 17 exons. The record is from RefSeq and is a predicted model, not a curated record.
GUGCUACGGGAGCUUCGGGGCGUGCCCAGCAAGGAAUGGCUCAUGGUUGAAUUUGAAUUCAGCCAACAAUUUCAAACAUUAGUUAUUAGUGUUUCUCCACCUUUGAAUCGAGGGUGUAAUUUGACGACAAAUUUUCCCGAUAGUGUUUUAAAUUAUUGUGUGUUUCGGUGUAUUUAACACUUCGUGACGUUCAAACCGCUGCUUGAGUGCUGUAAAGUUCGCCGGUGGGACGAUUCAACAUACUGUACAUUGAGUACACUUGCAAUGAAAGCCGGUGUCCACUGCCAUUGCCCAAAAUGCUACUCCGUUCCGGUUCGAAAGCGGGUCCGCCUGCGCACGCCAACCAUCACCUUGCUGAGUCUGCCCAAGGAGGUUCUUCUCUGUGUGUUCCAGUGCCUCUCCGCUGAAGACCUGCUGUCUGUGAGGGCUGUUCACUCUCAGCUGCGUGACAUUAUUGACAACCACGCCAGUGUUUGGGCCCGGGCCAGCUUCAGAGAUACUUGGCCCUCCCCUGAAAAUCUAUGGUUGUUUGAAAGAGCUGCAGAAAAAGGGAAUUUUGAAGCAGCCGUCAAGUUAGGGAUUGCUUAUUUGUACAAUGAAGGACCUCUGCUGAGCGACGAAGGCCGCGCGGAUGUGUGCGGACGGAAAGCGUCGCACUUCUUCAGCCUCGCCGAGAGCCUGCGUUCCCCCGCCGCCGAUCCCUUCAGCUGGCUGUUCAUCAGGCCGCCGUGGUCGCCCACCGGCAGCUGCUGCAAGGCUGUCGUCUUUGAGCACCUCAAGGCCGAGUGUGAUGACAACAAGGAAAAGAAGGGUCCCUUGUUGCACUGCUUGGCAAGAGUGUUACAGCUAUUUGAGGAGGAUGACAAACACUCUGAAGCCAUAUCCAUGUUGGAAGAGUCUUCGCGUUCGGGUUGUUUGCAGAGCUCCUAUCUCAUAUGGGAGCACAACCGCAAAGCUGCUAUGUCAGAUCCAGGCAGGUACCUCCAGUGUAUUCGAACCCUCAGGGACUGCGCUGCAAGAGGAUGCUGGGAAGCGCAGCUCUCCCUGGCCAAAGUGUGCAGCAGUGGCAAUCCACUGGGUUUGGAGGCUAAAGCCUGCUCAGACCUGGUGUCGCAACUUUUUAGCACCUCCCGGCAGGCAGAACAGCGCGGCAAUCACAGCAUCCUCAGACGGGGCAUUAAGGACACCAUGAGGUACAUUCUGGUGGACUGGCUGGUGGAAGUGACCACGAUGAAAGACUUUUCCAGCCUGACGUUGCACGUGACGGUCGGCUGCGUGGACCGCUACUUGGCGCUGCGCUCCGUCCCCAAAGUUCGCCUUCAGUUGCUGGGGAUCGCCUGCAUGGUGGUUUGUACGCGUUACAUCAGUAAGGAUAUUCUUACUAUAAGAGAAGCAGUGUGGCUCACUGACAACACCUAUAAGUAUGAGGACUUGGUCCGAAUGAUGGGAGAAGUUGUCUCUGUGCUGGAGGGGAAGAUUAGGAGCCCCACACUUUUGGACUACGGCGAGGUGCUGCUCUCCCUCCUCCCCCUGGAACGACGAACCACUCACCUCUUCAGUUACAUCUGCGAGCUGUCCCUGCUCUACCUUGCCCUGGCGACGAUGCCCGCAAAGAUGGCCUGCGCCGUGCUGCUGCUCACGAGAGCGCUGCAUCACUACGCUCCCAUCUGGCCUAAUCAGUUGGUAGACUACACCGGCUUCUCCAAGCAAGAUCUCACCCAGCUUGCUGUGCUGCUUUAUGUCAAGUGUUUCAGUCAAGAUGCUCCCAGAGACUACAGACACGUGUCUCUCACUGGCGUGAAGCAACGCUUCGAAGAUGACAUCUACCAGCACAUCAGCAAGGAAAAAGUGAUGGAUUAUAAGGAGCUGUGUCACAUCCUUGAGAUUCCUGAAAUGGAACCUCAGUUGGAGCCUCCCAGUCCCACUGGCCAGCCAGCGGACAUCCACGCCUUCCUUGCUUCGCCUUCCAGCGCGAGUAAAAGGAGGCGUGAUGACCGCACGCAAGCAGACAGGGGCAGCCGGGUGACCACGCCCACUGCCGAGCUGUCCAAUCAGGAGCAGAGGCUGCUGGGCGACAUCCUGGACUGGAGUCUGGACACGUCCUCCUCCGGCUACGAGGGCGACCAAGAGGAGAGCGAGGGGGAGAAAGAUGGAGACUUUUCCAUGGUGUCCAUCAAAAUGGACGCCAUCACGGACGCGAGUCGUGAAAAUUGCCGAGCGCUGUCCAGCGACGAAGACAGCUUCAACGAGGCCGAAAGAGACCAGGCCCAGCGUCCUGGAGAACGGAAUGGCCUUUUCUUUUCCAUGGAUCUUCACAGUUCAGGCUACUCGUCGGUGCAAAGUGUCAGCCCGAUGUCUUCGUCCUGCUCCUCCGCUGCCUCUUCUCUUGUCCCGUGCUCGCUCAAAACUUUUGCCACUUCUCCCAACAAGUCCACCUCGGCUGAUUCCAAGCCAGGAUUCCGCCUUUUGGUCGCCAUGCAAAGGCCUCGGGGCCACUCCAACAAGCAAGUCAAGCGGAAGAACUCUGCGGCGCACAGCGGAGGUGAAGUGGGGAGGGAAGAAGAAGAAGAAGAGGAGGAGGAAGAAAAUGAGUACUAUUCAGCCAACAUGGGCUUCCGGAUUCUAUAGACGGUGGCAGUCAGUCAGGAUAUUUGGCUUUGGGUGACAUUUUAGAAUGAGCAUCAAUGCAAUGUCAAAUUAAAUUCUCCUGUAAAGGUUAGAGGCCAUUUUAGGUUCAUUGGGAAAUGUCACCCCAACCAUUACCUUUUUGAGAGUGGUGUUUGUAAAAAUGUUUUUUAGUUGAACGCAAAAAAAAAAAAAAAAAAUCUGAUUUGGACCAAAGGCAUUAGCAUUAAAAUAUAUUAUUUGGGGUGGGAAUCGCAGAGAAAUUCAAAAUACUAUAACAACGGCAAUAAUGGAUGUAUUGGUAAAGAGGGAAAACCAAUAGAAACAAAGAGGAAGAGCUGCAAUAUCUGAAUGCGGAAAAUCACUCGCCACAAAAUCUUCUAAAACUGUCUUAUUUAGAUAUGCAGGAUUAAUAUUUGGAAAAGAUACAAAGGGGUCCACAGUUUAUGACGACGUUCCGUUGUGACGGAUGGCAACAUAACCCCAAUUCGUGCAACAAUCUAUCAAUAACUAAUGAUGUAACGAAGUCAAAAUUUCUGUAAAUAUUUGGACAGAAAAAAAAAACACUUUCAAGGCCAUAAAUAUAAAACAAAUGGAAAAACUAAGGAUGGCGGUUAAUGACAUUUCACUGUCAGGACCAUCGCAAGCAAAGGGCCCCCUUGUACUCGAUAUUAGGUGUUGGUUUUGCUGUCUAUUGGAUCCCAUUCUACAAAAAAGGUUGGACAAAACACGGUUUCAAUUACACCCCCAGGCCAUCACGACGCUAAAUGUAACCUCUUGGCAGCACUGAUUAUCACACAGUAUGUUUUGUUUUUGUUUACAGGAAGGGGAAAAAAAAACAUAACCUCCCAUAAAUUAAAACCUCUGGUUCUCUAUUAUGAAACCACCCGCUUUGCUCAGGACUUUUUUUUUUUUUUUUUUUUUUACAAUAACCUCGGAUGGCUGCAAACUGUGAGGCGACCCGAACUUACGUUUUUUGGGGUUUCGUCGUUUUUCAAAUGCACUGUCUGUACAAGCGCAUCUUGUAUUUGCUGGACCACUGAACACGCUGUGUGCCAAAGGUACUGUUAGCAUUUUAGGUUUUAAAAAACUGUGAAUCUCAACUUGUGCUCUUGAUCAUGACAGCACACUAAAAAGACACACUGCCGAGGUCUCCACAAUCAAAAUGUUAUUUAUUUUUGUCACAUUUUGUUUUCCAAGUUGCCUUUUCUACCGCAUUAGUCUGGCAUUUUGUUUUAUAUUGUUUUGUUUUGUUUUUGUUUUUAUCAUCUCAGUGACUAAUCAUUUUGAUACUAGAACUUAACAUGACUUCACAUUGCCGCGUUGUUGGGAAAAAUAGGUCAGCUAUGUUCAGGAAGUUCAUGUUGAUGCUUUGGUGCUCGACUGAAUGUUGAUUAUUAUAAUAUGAAUAAUAUCUGUAGUUGGACUGGUUCUCCUGUGUUUUCUUUAAUGUACAUACUACUUGUAUGUACAGUAUGUGAAGAACUAACGUGCCACUACUACUUGAAAAUGUUUAAUUAAAAAAAGGCAUUUCAUACAUACAUUAGAUGGCAUUUUCUACUAUAAAGUAAACAGCUGUGUUGUCCUUGAAAGUUUUUUUUUAAAUAAAUCAUCAUGGAUUCUGAUAUUUGUUCUUUGGACCUGAUGCACUAACUAAACUGCAUUGAGGAAUCAAAUCACACAUUCUAUA